Myxocyprinus asiaticus (Chinese sucker) is the source of this 3724-nucleotide messenger RNA. Its product is annotated as reticulon-4 receptor-like 1. The coding region runs from base 404 to 1855 and encodes 483 amino acids. Gene Ontology annotation, molecular function: protein binding. NCBI's taxonomy places the organism in Eukaryota, Metazoa, Chordata, Actinopteri, Cypriniformes, Catostomidae. The record is from RefSeq and is a predicted model, not a curated record. Gene Ontology annotation, cellular component: plasma membrane. The transcript has 3 exons.
GAUGGGUCGCUGAGCUGAACUACACCACCAGGUGCCUCUAAUCCAUUUCCGAAAGUCUGAAUGGAUAGCACCAAUUAAUUCUGCAGAAUGUGUUUUCCUUUUAGACUGCUCUCAGUUGCAUCUAUUGAAAUAUUUGCUCUGGACCGCACAGGAUGAAAAGGGACAUCGACAUUGCAAUAAAUGAUCCCAACUGAAAUUCAGCAAGAAGUCUCUCUGCUAAAGGAGUUCUGCACGACGCAUCUGGCUACACCAUACAUUUAGGUAUUCUAAAAAGGUAUUCUUAAAUCAGACAACAUUUGAUAGAGUACUUGGCAUCUUAUUGACAGUGUGAAGUCACGCUCGAGCUGGAAUACAAGAAUAAAUGAGCCUGAGAGGACAGAGAGAGAAUUAACAAUAUCUCAACAUGUUUAAACGGGGCUGUGGGCUGGAGUUCCUGUUGGUACUAUGUGGGCUGGAGCUCUCCUGGUCCUGCCCACGUCACUGCAUUUGCUACAUGGCCCCCAGCACCGUCAGCUGCCAAGCCCACAACUUCCUGUCCAUCCCUGAAGGCAUUCCUCCGCACAGUGAGCGCAUCUUCCUCCAAAACAACAAGAUACAUCGAUUGCUGCGGGGCCACUUUAGUCCUACCACAGUAACGCUGUGGAUCUACUCCAACAAUAUCACAUACAUUGAACCAUCCACCUUCCAUGGCUUCAACCUGCUGGAGGAGCUGGACCUGGGAGACAAUCGGCACCUGCGGUCACUAUCUGCAGAAACCUUCCACGGGCUAGGCCGGCUCCAUGCCCUCCAUCUAUACCGCUGUGGCCUCAGUGUACUGCCCAAUAACAUUUUCCAGGGUCUUCGCAACCUCCAGUAUCUCUACCUGCAGGACAACAACUUGGAAAAUCUGCAGGAUGAUCUUUUUGUGGACUUGCACAACCUGAGCCACCUGUUUCUCCAUGGGAACCAUCUUUGGAGCCUGCACCAGAACACAUUUCGUGGGCUGGGAGCCUUGGACCGGCUGCUUCUGCAUCACAACCAACUACAGUGGGUGGACCGUCUGGCAUUUCAUGACCUGCGGCGGCUCACCACACUCUAUUUGUUCAACAACUCCCUAACGGAACUUGCUGGAGAGUGUCUGGCCCAGCUGCCUGCCCUCGAGUACCUCCGCCUCAAUGACAACCCUUGGGAGUGCGACUGUAAGGCUUUAUCACUGUGGGACUGGCUCAAAAAGUUCCGGGGCUCCACGUCAUUAGUGGGCUGUGUGGCACCAGGAGAUCUGGUGGGCAAGGAUCUAAAGCAACUAAGAAAAGAGGACUUCCCCAACUGUUCUGGAUCUGAGUCCUUGCAUCAGAGUAAAACCAAGACUUGGGCAGGAACAGAUAAAGUCUCGUUGAAGCAGGAGCCCCUUCCUGCUCAGCCUCCACAAACACACCCCUACCACCCCCGCCAGAAUGAACUAUACCCCUCCCCACCUUCUCCUCUCCCUCAGCCACCUCCUGCUAUAAAUGGUGUACAAGCAGGACCGGAAAGCUCUCCAGACACAGUGCCUGUUCAGAGGCCCGGCCGCUCUCGGAACUGCACGCGCCAACGGGUCAGGAGCAGCAAGGGAAAAGGACCCAAUGAGGUCCACAUCUUAAAGGAGAUGGCCGAUAAGGAGUACUCCUCCCCUGAUUUCACUGGGAAAUACGACGAAACAUCUUCUGAUGGUUCGAACACCCGUAGAAAGCACAAAUGUUCCCCGCGGACCACUGUUCGCCCCCCCAGUGGGGUCCAGCAAGCGACCAACUUGGGAAACUCCCAUCAUUUGCCUCUGUUUCUCUGUAGUAUUCUGGGACUGCAAACGCUUCUAAGCACUGAGCUUAUUCUGCACUGAACUCGGUGCUGGGCCAUCAUAGCAUCACGAAUACACCGCAGUCCUCAAAUCAGCUCUAGCUCAAGCAUUACCAGGCCUACUAAUGUGUAUGUUUGUGUGUGUGUAUGUGUGAGUGAUAAUGUGUAAUACAUUGUGUAUGGAGCUUUGCCAUUUAGACUGAAAUAGAAUACUGGAGGGCGGAUUUUAUAAACACAAAAUCUGGGACAGAAUACGAGAAGAAUUGUGAAGCAAACUGAACAUGCUUGUACUGCCACUGUUUUUGUUCUACUUUAUUUUUGUUCAUUUCCUGUUGGUCUGGUCUCCGCCUCUAAAUUGAAACCCAUUAGAAUAAAAGAAAGCACAGAUAACCAAAUAAAUGUGCAAAAGAAUGUGUACUAGGAGACACAAGCUGAUGAAACAUGAAUACGAGAUGAUGGAAAUUGCAUUUAGAAAGCACACAUACAUCAUCACCCACUCCAUUAUCACUAACAUUUCGAACAAAUGAACAAACAUAUGGGAGACCAUCAAACAUAGAGGACGCCCCCCAAUCCUACAAGUUACAUUGUCCUCUGUGUAAUAUAUCAUUUUGUUUCCAAAUAUAUUCUAAAAAAAUAUCAGUCAGUUGUCAUUUGGACAGAUUUGCUUUCAUUAUGUUGGGAAUAUUAUAUAACUUAAUGAAAUGACGCAAAAUGAAACAACGUUUUGAAAACAGAGCUGCUAAACUGAGGAGCCAGCACAAAAGCACAUGCAUUACCAUCGUCAAAAAGUCCUAAUAACAACCUUAUUUUACCUCCUUUUUUCAUUUCAAUAGCUUCAUCCACAUUUUUUUAUAUAUAUAUUUUCUUUGCUUUUGCCCUUAAAAGUGGCUUCAGGUGAAUCAUCCUUAUUUUGGGUUGUAUUCUUUUCUAACAGCACAUAAAAAGCCAAUGGUUAUACUCGCUGCUAUAUUGUUUAUAGAAGCAAAUGAGACCCAUUUUACCUCAUCUGCUUCCGAAAAAACACAGUAUGUGUGUGCGUGUGGGUGUCCAGUAUAAAAAGCUAUGAAAAAAAUUAGAGUUGUGUUUGUUUCUUGUCCUUUGUGUUGUUUGUUUUGUUUGGCUGUGACUCAGAGGACUCAGAAAUGAACUGCUUGAUGGGGGCACUGACUCUGGAGGUGACGCAGGUCUAAUUUAAUUGAACUCUAUUUUGAAAAGCGCCUUCAGCCUAAGCCCGCCAUUGGAAACAUAGACACCUCUCUUUCAAAGAGCGGUGUGUAAUCAACUGUUCUAACAAGACAAUGAAGAAGAAAAGAAUAUAAUAAUGAAAAACGAAAAACUACAAACUAAAUAUAUCUUUAAAAGACAUGUAAUGAUUUAAGUACAUUUCAAAUUUAGCAUGGCCGAAACUGACCUUUUGGAGCUAAGGCCUGCUUGAUUGCCUCUACUCUGUCUGCAGUGAAUGCAAAUAGGAAAUGAGAGGGACAAUCACGUGAAGACUGGGGACACUAUGGAUGGAUGGACUCCGGCUGUCCCAGAUGCUUUGGAAUGCAGGAGAACUAUGCCUCCUGUUCAAAGACACACUUUGUAAAAAAUAAGGAGAACUGUAUCAUCACAAUCUGCAAUGGAAAUAUUAAUCAGUACUAUGACACUGACAUCAUUAAUGAAAUUUUUUAUUACAACAGGGUUCCUAUAGCUCUGAAGAUCUUCUCUUCAGAACUUAAUUAUAAUUUUGUAUUAUUAUUAUUUGGUCAAUCUGUUUUUGGAAUUUUUAUUUAUAUAUUAAUUUAGUCUGCCCAUUUUCUGACUAAACUGCACAAUCCAGUCUCCUCUCCUUCUCCCCAUUCUCUUCUCUCUCUUCUGUGUCUCUCCAUCUUAGUGAUUUGAUGGUUUAACAAGUCGUUCUCAAAAAAAA